Molecule: messenger RNA, 8202 nt
Organism: Paramecium tetraurelia
Lineage: Eukaryota; Ciliophora; Oligohymenophorea; Peniculida; Parameciidae
Exons: 3
Biological process (GO): protein phosphorylation
Molecular function (GO): calcium ion binding; ATP binding; protein kinase activity
Source: RefSeq, a predicted model, not a curated record
AUGUCUUAAUUGAAAAAACUUCAAUAAGGAGAGUUUUAAAUUAUUUAUCCAAUCAAUGGAAAAACAGGACUAUAUAAGAAGGGUUUAGAGUAAUGGGUGUGCAAGCAGGUCGUUCCUCAAAAGAAGACAUAAAAAGAAUUGAUUGAUGAAAUCGAUUAAAUGAAAAUUCGAUUAUCAAAACCAGGCAUCUAUAUACCAGAAGGAUAUUGGGAAGAUAAACAAGGUGUGAGCUUCGUUUAUAAGAAAUUUAAACAUUCGAUGGGGGAUUUAAUUAAAUUGCAUAGAAGAUAGGGAAAGUUCAUUCCCAUGAAUGUGAUGCAAAAAUACGUCGAUGAAUUUACCAAUUGGUUGGAUAAAAUACAUAAAUCGAAAAAAACUGAGACACAGAGAUUUUUUCAUUGCAGAAUCAAGCCUUCGAAUUUAUUUGAGGACGAAGACGGAGGCUGUGUGAUUACAGAUUUCAAUUAAUUUUCAAAUGAGAAUAACGAAAAUUACUUACCUCCUGAAUCCAUUGCCACUUUAAAAAAAAACCAAAGUCAAAGAUUUUCAUAAGGGACUGCUUAGGCCGAUUAAUUCGGAGGAGAUCCCCAAAAAAUAGAUGUAUGGUAAUUGGGAAUGGUAUUUUUGCAAAUGGCAUCACUCAGAGAAAUGGAAGAAUUAUUAGUGUUCCGAGAUUUUUAGGCUCAUGAAUCCUAAAAGGGGAUUGAAAUCAGAGAAAUAGUGAGAAAAGCAUAUGGGAACCACUUCAAUAAUUUAAUAGAGAAAAUGUUGGAAAAAAACCCCAAUAAUCGACCACCUUUGUCAGAAGUUGAAGAUCUAGUUCAAGACUUUUUUUCUUAAAAUGCGAUAAUUGCAGAUGAAACAUUAAUAACACCAUAGCCAGAACUCUUGUUAGAAGAACUGAAGGAAAAAGCAAAAUAAUUGAAAUCACAAACAGCUACAUAAUACUUAUCCAAAUAUUAAUUAUAACCAGUUAGUCGGAGAAUAAAACCUGAAUUCUUUUGGGAGGCUUUACAGGAUUUGAAAAUUGAAGUGACUGCAAAGGAGAAAUCAGCAUUUCUGGCAUAGUUUGACAACUCAAAAAAGGAUGAGAUUGAUUUAUCUUAAUGGGUGUAAAAUUAAAAGGAGAUUAUCAAGUUAGGAGAAUUGAAUGACUAUUAGGAGUAGGAACUAUCAGAAAUGAUGAAGGAAUUGCAUAAAUAUCUUGAAGAGCAAAAAAUUAAUUUAUUGGAGAAAUUCAAAGAGAAUGACACAGAAUUAGUAGGAUAUCUGCAAUUUGAAAAAUUCGAUUAAACACUAAAAGACAACUAAAUAAAUUUGGCUGCUGAAGAUAUUCCAAUUAUUCAAUAGAAAUAUGACCCUAAGAAGAAGAAUAUCAUAUAUUAUGAGUAAUUUUGUGAAGAUACAAAGUCUAUGAAUCAAUAAUAGUUGGGGUUCAAUGAUUUAAAAAUGAAGAUGUAUAGGGGAAUAAGGGAAAUCCACAAUAUUUUUAUCUAAUUCUUCAGACAUUAUGACACAAAAUCAAGAGGUGAAUUGAGUCAUGAAGAAAUACAUAGGUUCUUGAAUGAUCUUAAAAUUCAUCCUUCUCCUGAUAUUGAAAAGUAGUUACUAUCGCAUCUGGAUCCAACAAACAAGAAAUCUAUUUCCUUUGAAAAUGUAAGAGUAUUCUUUGAAGAAUUGAUAAAUGAAGAUGUCAGAGCAAUUCUAUAGGAAAUUGUCAAUGGUUUAGCGAGUAUUUCUAUGACAUUGCCAUAACUGAUAAGAAGUAAUACAAAAAGCGCCAGCAUAAUCACCAAAAAUUAAUUGUUUAACGCUUUUAAAUAAGCAAAUGAUGGUCUUAAGAACUCAGAUUUCACAUUUUUAAUGAGCAUCUUUGGAGUGAAAGAUGAAAUAGAGUACCCUCAAUUCAUUAAUGCAAUGGUAUAAAAGGGUAAAGAUCUAAAAAUAUCUAAUUGGAAGUUACUCCAAGAAUUAGAAGUGAAGGAAUAGAAACAAGAGAAGAAAAGUGCAUUUGAUGAUCCAGAAGAAUCUAUGCAUAAGUCAAUCAAAUUUAAUGCAAAGUAAUUUGAUCCUCAAAAACAACUAUUACAAUUUAUCUAUAAAUAAUUACAAGAAAGAGAAUAAACUCCUAGAUAGUAUUUUAAAAGCACAUUUUAAAGGAUGUCUAUUACAUAAUAUAAAGAAAAAAUCAGAUAAUUAGAAAUUUACAAAGGAGAUUAUGAAAUAGAGUAAGAAGAACUAUUGAACAAUCUUCUAGUACCACAUGAUAAGUCAUUAGUUGAUGUUGAUUUACUCAUUGAGGCAAUACUGUAUUAUAAGGAUAAAAAAAUAGAGCAGUAUAGGUACAGUCAACAUAAAGCUAUUAUGUUUCUGGAGUAGCUCAAUAAAUAGAUGAAGAAGAAGAGAAUCACAUUUGCAGACAUUGAGGAUCUGGACACUUUGGGAGAUGGAUAUAUUCGAAAAAAGCAGUUCCAAGACUUUGUCAAUAAACAAUUGUAAUUAGAUACAGGAGAUAAUCAAUUCUAAGAUUUCUUAACCAGUAUCCAAUAGGAUUAAUAAAACAUAUCAUUGCAUAAACUAAAAUAGGGUUUGAAACUUGAUGAAGCCUCAAAUAAACUAUUAUCAGAUAUCAAUACAGAAUUAGCAUAUGAAUAAAGCAAACCUGAAUAGGUAUUUAAGAAGUAUGAUGCGAAUAGAAAUACAAAAUUAGAAUUAAGAGAAUUUGCUGAAUUUCUUGUGUAAUUAGUAGGAGAUGUUGAUUAAAAGAUUGUAGAAUCUUUGUUUUUAAAAUUGGAUGCCAAUGGAGACAAUACAAUUAACUUAUAUGAAUUUAAGCAAAAGAUAUCACAUUAAGAAAAUGACAUAUCAGAGCAAUAAUAGACAAAAUAUAAAUAUAAACAGACCGCAUAAACAUUUGCAAAACAAUUAACUCCUUAGAUUAUGAAAGCAGUCUUUCGAUUAAAAGAUGCUUUAAGGGAAAAUAACGAAUCCUUGGAGAUAUUUGAUAAAAAAGGAAGAGGAUAGAUCUUGCUAAAUGCCUUCUAAGAUAUCAUAGUGAGUUUAGGCUUUGAAUUCCAGGAAUUCAAAUAGUUGGCUUAAUAUUUACUAUCCCCAGAAGAUAAGAAGUUUUUGCAAUAUGAUAAAUUGGCAGUUCUGAUGCAUGAUUGUGAAGAAGCGGAGUAAUUAUUGAUUAAUUUGAAUUAAACUAUUUAAUCAGGUAAGGUGGCAACAGCAUCACUGUUUUAUAAUUAUGAUCAAAAUGGAAAUGACGUUUUAGAUAAACAAGAAUUCUAUAAAUUGAUUAGAGACAUCGAUCCCAUGUCAAGGAAUAAACCAGUUGAUAAUUUGUUCUUACUUCUUGAUUCCAAUUAGGAUGGGUCAAUAAGUAUCAGUGAAUUCAAAUCUAAAGUGUGUACCAAAGAUAAGCCUAGGGUUAUGGCAACAAUCAAUAAAUAAUAGUUGAGUAUAUUUGAUGAUGUAAUGAAAUUUGCUAAAGAUUCUCCAGCCUUGUUGGGAGAGUUUGAAAUAAGAGAUGAAAAUUAUACCAAUAAAUUAGAUUUAGACACCUUUAUCAUGGUACUCAAGAAAAAUAAUGGUCCCAAUAUUUAAUUGCUUGAAAUGAAGGCCUUGGCUGAUUAAUUAGGUGCAUUACAAGGUAACAACGUCAACUACAAAAUCUUUUGUUUAAAAGCUAAGCAAUAUUAAGUUGAAACACCUUCCACUAAAAUAGAGGCCAUUGCUACCAAGUUAAGAGACCAACUCAAAAACAAAAACACUAAUGUAAUCGAGAUUUCUUAGGAGUUUGAUAUCAAUCAUAAGGGAAAGGUCAAAGUAAAAGCACUUAAGAUGGGAAUGACUGACAAAUCAAUUGCUUUGAAUGAUAAUGAAUGGGAACUAUUACUCACAAUAAUAGAAUAGGAUGCUCAAGAUUACAUCGAUUAUUAUGCCUUCAACGAUUUCAUUAACUUAGGAUUAGCCAAGUACAAGGAGAGUAGGAAGGUCUUGGUGCUCAAUACAAAUUAGGAAAUUGAUAGAAUUGUUAAAAGUUUUACUCAAUAUCUAGAGAAGGAGGUGUGCACUCUCCUUGCAAUGUAUAGGUAGACUGACAAGGAUAAAAAUAACUUCAUAUCAUUUGAAGAAUUUACUGCCUUACUUUUGAAGACUAUUGGAUACAGUACGACUGUUGAUAAUUAAAAAUAACUAUUUGAUAUAUUUGACAUGGAUAAAGAUGGUAAAAUUAAUUUCACAGAGUUUGAAUAUUAAAUAUAUAAAAGAAAUGAAAUCACUGCUAAAUAAAUUCAGGAAAUGAAAUUAGUAAUGUUAAAUGGCCGCAAUCCACAGAUGGAAUAAUAAUUAUCUGAUUUAUUUCUAAUCAUUUCAUAAGGAUCUUAAUUUAUCGAAUUUAAACAAUUUGCGAAUUAUAUCAAUUAUUUUUAAAAAUACUCGAUGCUUGAAUUAGAUUAAUUUUUUAGAUAUUUUGAUUAAGAAUAUUCAGAAAAAUUAGAUUAAUUUAGAUUUAUCUUAGGCUUUAAAUAGUAAUAAAGAUAAUAAUCUAUCUAAUCAUAAUCAUAACCAUAAGUGUAGAUUCCUCAAUAAUAACCAUAUCAAUAAAACGUUUAACCUUAACCUUCUUAAUUUUAAGAACCUCCUCAAUUUUAAUAACCUCAGUAUUAAUAAUAAUAAUAAUAAAAUGGUUAAUAAAUGCAAUAUGGACAAUAACAACAAUAUCCAGGAUAAUAAUAACAAUUUCCUGGAUAAUAACAACAAUUUCCUGGAUAAUAAUAAUAAUAAUUUCCUGGGUAAUAACAAUAAUUUCCUGGGUAAUAACCUUAAUAUAAUGCUUAAUAGUCUUAAUAUAAUGGUUAAUAGAAACCUUAAUAUAAUAAUUAGUUACCGUAAUAAUAAUAAUAAUACUAAUAAUAUAAUCCAUAAUAUAAUCAAUAGGAAGCUUCAUUUAAUGCAUCCAUCCCUAAUAGUUCUAUUGCCUAUCCUCCUUAAAAUACAAUGUAUAAUAAACAGGUUCCAUAAGAAUUCGAUAAAAAGCAAGAAUGGGUUCAGAAUGCUAAAUUUGAAUAAAGCUGGGUAUCACAAGGAUAAGAUCAAUAUUCUUAAAAAUAUGAUCCUAAUUAAUCCAGAGCUGCCAAACCUCAACCUUAAUAAUCUUAAAUUCCUAUUGAAUUUGAUCUAAAUUUCUAUGAUUAAGAAAUACAAAAAAAGUGCAUCUAAAAAAAUAUUGAUCUCUUUGAUUUACUGUGUCAAUAUGAUGAAACACCACUUCCAGAAUUAAAAAUAUCAAGGCCUGAUCAAUUAGAAUUGGCAUUUUAAUUUUUAGAAAUACUAGCACCAACACCUCAUGUCUAAUAAUAUUACUACUAUUAUUCAUAAGGGUAAAAUCAAAUGGGGAUAGUUUUACCAUAUUUAAAGAUGAAUAAUCCUGGUAAACUUUUAGCCAAAGCACUUAACUUCACUAUGAUCAAACAUAAACAAUAUACAAAACAAUAACUUUGGGGUCUAAUUGGAGAGAAUCAACCCACUUGGCAAAUUAAAUAAUUAGAUAAGAUCAAUAGCAAUUUAAAAAUUGGUUUGAAUGAAAGAGAAUUGAGGGAAGCAUUUUAGUAUUGGGAUACUGAGUAAAAGGGUUUGAUAACAUUUAAGAUUUACGAGGAAGUUCUAAAUUUAAAUUAGAUUGUAAUUCCAUAAAAGUAGGAUACUCAAUCUAAAGAUCCUGCUUUAUAAUCAGUACUAGAUUCAUUUUUAUUACAUCUAUCAGAAGCAGUAUUAGCUAAAAAUUGCUUCAAUCUUUUUGAGCAACUAGAUAAAAGAGGAUACAAUCAAAUACCCUUUAAUGAUUUUUUGAGUGUAAGUAAGAAAUUAAUAGGGUCUAUAUCAGCCGAUGAAAUCAAAUCAAUUAAAUAAUUAUUGUAAUAGAAUGGGUUCAUAAAUUUGAGCGAUUUAGCCAAAUUUUUAAAUGUGGAUCGAACUAAAAUCAAUUAAUAUAGCUAAGAGGAUGAGAAAUAACAAUUUGGUUUAGCAUAAAAGGAUUAACGUAAGUCUAUAUUGAAUACUCAAAACAAAGAAAAAUUCAAUAAGAUGCUCCCUAUAAUAAAUGAAUUUUUGAAGAAGAGAAGUAAAACAUAUGAUGACUUUGCACUUUAUUUCUUCCCUCCGAAUUCAAAUAGCACAAUUGAUAGAGUUUAAUUUACUAAAAAAGCAUUAGAUGCUUAAUUUGGAUUAUCUGCUACUCAAUGCGAAGAACUAUAUGAUUACCUAGAUGCUAAUUCUAGUGGACAUAUUUCUAUUAAUGAAUUUAGAUUAGUGUUUCAGUCAAAAUAAACAGAAUAAUAAAUAAAAAAAUAAGCCGAUAAUAUUGUCUAAAGUUAAGAUAUAGAAUAAGAAAUUUUGGAUUUAUUUAACCAAAUUGAUGAAAACAAAAAUCAAUAACUAGACUAAAGGGAAUUGCUAAAGGCUCUUCAAUCUGUAGGUUUAAAUCCUGGAACUGAAGAGUUAUCUUAGUAUUUUGCUCAGUUUGAUCGAGACAGAAGUGGAACAAUAUCAUAUUAGGAAUUCUCGCAUAUAGUUAAAGAUAUCCUAAAAAAAGAACUUCUGCAAGCAGAUGACUUAUUAGAAGAUUUGAGAAGAGAAUUCAGAUAAGUUUGUAAUCCAACUACAAGAAUGUUAUCUAAAGAGCAAGUGAGCUAAGUAUUCUAAAAUAUGGGAGUACUUAUUAAAAAUGAAGAACUAACAGAUUUAUUCGUUGAAAUAGAUGAGGAUAAAUCUGGAUCCAUUGAUAUAGAUGAAUUUAUUUAUUUCAUACAAAAAAACUAAUCAGGAAUGUCAGCCAAAGCUUCAGCUGCAGUAAUGAAUAUCAAGGGUAGCAGAAGAAUCUCAUUACAUGAUUUGAAAGAGAUUUUCUUAUAAUUACCUUAAAACUUUAUUAUGAGUUUUGUUAGGGGAUAAAAUAAAAAACUACAAAAUCUUCCAUCCUCUUAACUAAAACCAGUUCUUGAUAAUUGUGGAUUUUUUUAUUAAGGUCUAAAUUAUGUUGAAGCAUCUAAUUUCAAUAUUAAACAAAGCAUUCUUGAUAAAGUUAAUAUUAAAAAUAAUUUCUUAGCAGAAAUUAGAUUGAUUGAAGCAACAGGAAUACCUAUUCCAGAUGAAAAAGAUGUACCUAGGGGUUCAUUCUUGAGAAGAGAAAUAGGCAUCAUCCUAAUAGAUAAAGCAAUUAAUAAGUAUGAAGGUAAUGCUGUUUAUAUUCCUGCUGCUUGGAAUCCAGAAUAUGAAGAUAGAUGGGUUUUUGAAUAACCAGCUAUGGAGUAGGCCAUCUUAAUGAGAUGGGGUAAUUUUGAUGAAAAGUUGGAUAACUUAAAGGAGAUGGUUUUUGAAUUCAUUACUUAUUCCGUUAAUAAAGGAAGACUAAUAUAGAUCUCAUGUGCAUAUGGUUCGAUUCCUGUCUAUCAAUUAAAGCCAGGCAAACAAAUUCUUGAGUUGAAAGGUGGUGCUCCAUUAAAAGAUAUUACUAUUGAUAAAAAAGAUAUCAGAACAAAUCGAAAUGGAUGGAGAUCUGUUGUAAAAGCACUUUCUUCUAAUAUAAAAUCUUAAUUAAUUUUGGAAGUCAUGAAAUUACCUCCUUUGAUGGUUCAAAAAAUAUCAGCACUACCAAAUAAAUGCAUGCUCAAUAAAUGGGCUUUAAGCAUGUAAUCAGCUUUUCGAGAAUACUUUGCCUAUAGAACAUAAAUGAAGGGAGAAAUUGAAUUAAAUUUAGCUAGUGACAUCCGUAUUAGAGCAUGGUUACAUUGUUUCGAUUGUCCUGAUACUACUAGACCUAUCGCAUUAUUUUGGAAUGAAUUUAUAGAGCCAAAAGUUGGUAAUGAUUACCAAUUUUUAUUAAAAUCAAUCUCCAAAAUAGCUGAUUCAUUAUAUUUGAUGUUCAAAAAUACAGAGUUUAAGUUUUCCAUUGGAGAUCCAACAGCAAGAAUAGACCAUGAUAGUGUUCUAUUAAAGCGAAGAUAAUAAUUAGUUGCAGAGGCAAUAAGUGAUAUGAAAAUUAAUCUUGGGAUUGUUAUUCAACAGCAAAAAAAAGCUUAGAUUAUUACUAGUUUAGAACCACUAAAUGUAGAAGAAAUGAUGGAUCUAGACAAUGAAUCUGAUAUUUAAGCUUUAGAAAAAUUCUUUAGCAAAAAGAAAACCAAGAAACAAUAAUGA